CAACUUUUGUGCAGCAUGCGCGCCAAUGCCAAUUAAUAGUUGAAUAUUCCACUUGGGCUUUGAUUCACUUUUUCUCCUCUGAGCUGUCACUAGCAAUUAGUAAUUCAAUUAAAGGUUUCAUUCGUUCAUGGAUUUCUGCUGCAGCUUCUGUUCUCCGGUUUGCCAAAACGACGACUGAGCACCAAGUGAAUAAUAACAAUAAUAACACUAGUCGUAACAUAAUAACAGCCAAUAAUACUUCGGCACAAGUACGCCGAUCGGGAAAUAUAUAGUGGUUGAAUAAAAGCAGCGGCAUGUCGGUCGAUUUGAGUGGACAGCAGGAGCCGACCAUAUCGGUGAUAACCACAGUUCCGGUGGCCCAAAACGGUGGCGAAAUGGACGCCCUGCUGCUCGGCAGGAUUGGGGAACUGGUGGCCAUUUCUCCGGAGCGCCGCAACUGGCGAGGCAUCUUCAUCGCCCUGCUGGUGAUCGCCGCCGUCUUCAGCCUGAUCAUAUUCUCGAUCUUCCUGCUGUCGCCAGAGGACGAGGGCCUGAGGAUCCGGGGACGCCGCAUGCUGCCCAGCGACAUCCUGGGCAGGAGUCUGCAGUGGAAGCCCUUCAACGGCACCUGGAGCAAUGGUCGUGAGCUCAUCUAUCGCGAUCCCACGGGCGGCCUGUCCAUACUCAAUAUGGCCGAUCUCACCACACGCAUUCUUAUGACCAAUUCCACAUUUCGCCAACUAAAUGCGGAGUCGUUUCUUGUGGCACCUGACCAAAAAUACGUGCUCCUCCAAUCGGACACCAAUGCCGAGGGCUCUAGACAUCACGUAUACGAGGUGCAGACGGCCAACACAUUUCCGCUGGGACCGACGGAGAACAUUGCGGAGGCGCCACGCCUCCAGCAUGUGGUGUGGGCGCCGGUGAAUCCGCCACCACCAUUGGCCGCUCCACCACCCAGUGGUGCAGCAUCCAGCGCCACCGCCACCGCCACACCCACCGGCACAUCCACCGCCACGAUGGCUCCACUGCCCAGCGGCAGCAUAAUCCUCAACAGCCUGGCGGGGGCGGCCAAUGGCCCUGGAUCCGCGGGAUCGCCCGGAUCCUCCACAGCCGCAAAUCCCAAUGGCAAGGUCACCGGUUACACACUGAACCAGGCCAUCGCCUUUGUGCACCACAACGACAUAUACUACAAGCCCAAGGUGCAGGGCGAACUCGUCUGCCGGAUAACGCAGUCCGGAUCGGGAUCGGGAUCGGGAACGUCGGAGGGCGAGUCGCUGGGGGGCGUGGUAUUCAAUGGAGUGCCCGACUGGACCUACGAAAAUGUGCCCGAGCUGGAGAGCCGGCGGACCAGCAUGGAGUUCUCCCCGGAUGGACUCUAUUUGGCCUUUCUCAGCUACAAUGACAGCGAAGUCAACGAGUACAAAUACACCUGGAUGGGCGACGACAUCAAGUACCCGGCGGUGAUGAGUCAGCGCUACCCGAAGACGGGCUCCCGCAAUCCGAACGUGACGGUGAACGUGGUCAAUCUGUCGGUGAUCAAGUACAUAUUCCCGGUGCAGAUCAGGCUGCCGGCGGAGUUGGCCAACGGCAGCUAUGUGGGCGGACUGACCUGGGCGUCGGCCAGUGACCUUUCGGUGACGGUGACCAAUCGGGAGCAGACCAAGGCCACCACGGUGCUGUGCCGAGCGCCGCACUUCCACUGCCAGGCGGUGCACACGGAGGUGACCAUCAACGAUGGCUGGCUGCUGCCGUCGGAGCGACCCAUCUUCUCGGCCCGCAACCAGCUGCAAAAGCAGCCGGCCAAGCUGCACAUCCAGGGUGCGGACGAGUUGCUGCCCGAGAGCCACAACGUGAAUGUGUCGCACGGCGGCCAGACGAUGCACGAGAUCAGCAAUGGAGGCUACCUGCUGAAGAGGCUGCCCGUUCGCGAUGGCGAGCACGGUCACUACCGCCAUGUGGUCUUCAUAUCCUCGCUGGACCGGCGACCCGUGCCCCUGACCAUGGGUCGCUUCGAGGUAACCGAAAUCGUCGGCUGGGAUGAGCCGCACGAGAUCGUCUAUUUCAUGGCCGCGCCGGAGAAGAGGCCCGGCGAGCGGCAUCUGUACAAGAUUAGCCUGAAACUGAAUGUGACCGAGUCGAACCGCACCUACAUCACCUCCACGGCGCCCACCUGUCUCACCUGUGACAACAGCGAGUCCACCUACCGCCUGCAUCGGGCCAGGAUAUCGCAGCGGGGCGAUCGGUGGGAGGAUAUUGUGGCGCGUCUGGAGCCGGACGACUGCCUCUAUGACAUACCCAAGAACUGUCUGUACAACCGCGUGCAGUUCAGCCACGACUACAGCUACUAUGUGCAGGAGUGCCUCGGUCCGGAGGCGCCCAGCGUGUACCUCGUGGAGACCGCCAGCAACGACAAGAUCUAUGUCCUCAAUGCCGGCGACGUCCUGCGCCACCGGCUCUCCCAGCUGGCCGUGCCACAGUCGCGCACCUUCAGUGUGGAGAUCCGACAUGGCUUCCACGCCCAGGUGCGACUCUUCCUGCCGCCCGGAAUGCGCGAGGAGGAGGACGUGGCCUUUCCCCUGGUGCUGCACGUUGAUGCCUCGCCAGGAUCGCAGCUGGUGACGGAGCGCUUCCACGUGGACUGGAACUGGUACUUGGCCAGCCAGCGGAGCUUCAUAGUGGCCCAGAUCGAUGGGCGUGGCAGUGGGUACCAGGGCGAACUGCUGCGCACCCAGGUCCAUGGAAAACUGGGCACCGUCGAGGUGGAGGAUCAACUGGGUGUCUUGACAUACCUGCGGGACAACCUGAAGUUCAUCGAUCCGCUGAGAAUCUGCGCCUUUGGCUGGGGCUACGGUGGCUAUGCCUCAUCCAUGAUGCUCAUUGACGACUCCCAACAGGUGCUCCAGUGCGCGGUGGCCAUCAAUCCGAUUGUUAACUUUGGAUUCCACUAUUCCUUCUUCACGGAGCGCUACAUACCGCUGAAGGGCGACUAUUUGAGGGCUCUGCAGGAGGCGGACCUCACGAUGAAGGCGGGCAACAUCAAGGGGCGCAACCUGAUGCUGAUGCACGGAACGGCCGACACUUUGGUGCACCAGGAGCACACCCUGAUGCUGGUGCGCGCCCUCGUGGAGCAGCAGGUGAAGUUCCGGCACCAGGUGUACCCCGACGAGGACCACGCCAUCGCCCGCUCGCUGAGCCACGUGUACAAGACGAUGGAGUGGUACUUCGACGAGUGCUUCGGCCCCGUCGACGACAACGAGUGGGACCCCACGGGUCUGUUCGUGUUUAAGCAAUAAUUAAGACCCCCCUACGAUCCUUACGACGAGGAUCCGCUGGCCAAUCAGCUCAGCGACAUCGACGACACAGGGUCCGCUUCCGCCUCCGCCGCAGCCGCCGCCGCCAACGAUCCGGAUGCGGAUCCGUCCGGCGAUCUGUCCGGCAGCAACCUGUCCAUGUCCACCCUGCUGACCGCCGCCACGACGACCGCUCCGCUGUCGGCGCUCGACGAACUGGACAACCGGCUGCAGGCGCUCGACCUGAUCACCUCCUCCACGGCCACCACCCUCAGCAAGGUGGCCGGCAAGCUCUGCAACUACAGCAGCAAACGCCGGCUCCACCAGUCGGAGGCCGUGCUCGCCCAGAAGUCGCGCAUCCUCCAGCAUUAGGGGAUUCCGACUCACACUCUGAUUCUGUAACCAAUUCCGAUUCCGAAUCCGAAUCCGACUCCUCCUCCAGGACUCUUCCGUGUGAAAGGCGUGUGUAUGGUGUGUGUGUGUGGUGUGUGUGUGUGGUGUGUGUUCCAAAGUAUGCAAGUCCUUUCCUUUUUUUCCCUUUUCACGCCGCAGUUUGCAGUAGUGUCUUCCAUUUUAAGUCCCAAAACAAAAUUUAUAUACGAGGCUGCCACAGAAAUCACUAGGGUAUAAAAAUAUUUUCAAAAGGUGUCUAAAAGUAUGCAACAACAAAUUACGUCGUGUUUCCAAGUGAAUACCAAGUACUUUCAGACUCGAAUAAUAUUGUAGCAUACUUUUGGACACCCUUUUAAAUAAUGUCAAAAACUUAGGGAUUUCUAUAGCCCGCACUUUUGUUCAAAGUGUUUAAACAUUUCUUUUAUUUUAACUAUCGUUAGGAAUUUUCGUUUAGGUAUUUAUUCAAAUAAUCUGAAGGUUAAAUUCUGCAAGCUUUGAAAAAACAGGUUUACUUUUUUAUUUUUAUUUUAUAUUAAUUUGUAUAUUAAUUAAAGUGCAUUUUAUUUCUUGUUGACAAAAGUAAAAAUUGGCAAAAAUAAAUUUAAGUGGAGUUUUAAAGUUAUUUCUGUUAAACGCGAAAUAUUAUUAUUAUUUUACAAUAAAGUUCCGCAAGUUUUGAAAGAAAGUGAAAAUCAGGACAGAUCUGAUAGUGUGCAAGUGUUGAUUCUCUAAAGGCAUUUAUGGGCUCUGUUUUUUUAAAAUCAGUACUGACAGGAAAUUAGAUGUGAAAGCUAUGCUUCCAUAAAUAAAAUUAUAUGAUAUGCUUUGAAAAAUACACUUAAACCACCUAUUUGUGACUGUUUUUGUCAACUAUAGUGACUACAAAUCGGUUAUUCGUCAACAAAAAUCAUAAAGGUUUAAAAUAAUUUCUUAAUAUAUUUUAUUGAUUUGAGCCUAGUGAUUUUAAAUAAUUUAAUAGCGAGAUAAAAUGUCAGUACUGUUCUUUGAAUAGAUAAAAAAGUCACUAUGAGUGGCUUUAGAUUUUCCAUACGAAGGAUUAUUCCAAUGGAAAACUAAUAAAAACUCGAGCACAUAGUCGGGCGAAAAUCGACUAUAUAGUUUUGAUUUUAACUAUGAUUUCGACUGCCCGAUUUGCCGGCGAGAAUCGCGUGUGAAUGUUUAUCGAGAAACAGGGGAAUAAGAAAACAAAACUAAAGCAAGGUGAUUCAUUUAUGCGACUGAUUAUUAACAUAUGGGUAUUAAAUAAUUAACCAAACUCAUGGUGCGAGGGGGGUGACGAGGCGGUGAAAUGUCGAUGUCCUCAACGUAAGGAUACCAAUGUAGGGGAUAAAGUUAAACCUAAUUGCUAAUGGCUACAGGCAAACCAAAUACAGAGCGAUAUGUGUGUGUCAUGUAAUUCGUUUAGGCCUCAUUGUUGUUUCUUUACGUGUUCGUUUCGAUGUGUAUAAACAUAUAGUUAUAAUUGACUGAACGUUAUUUUUUUUGUGUAUAUAUUAACGAUUAAAUUUUAAACGAAAGCGAAAGCGCAAGCGAAACCAAAACCUAAAUCGAAAUCGAAAUCGAAAGCAAAAUCGAAACUUAUUGAAACAUGUUUAACUCAUGUCCAAAGGAAGGAGGUAGGAAUAUCUUUUAAAUAGCCAACAUGUUUCGAGAAACCACAGCUUACACCCUUUGAAUGUUUGUGAUAGUCGAGAGUAGGCGACUAUAAAAUACCCUGUACCCCAUAGUCCCAAACCAAUUGAAUCGCUAAGAUAUAGCCUCCUUCUCCCCAGACUUUCGGUGUGCAAAAGCUUUAAACUUCAUAUCCAUUCGAGCAGCGCCAACGCUUAAUGCGUGGAUACAGGGUAUUUCCAGGUGUCUAGCAUCCAAAACAGCAUUUUUAAUCUAAAUAUAUAUUGAGAGUGGAUCGAAGAGAUUGUGCCACACUAAAGUCAAGUCUCAGGCUUGCAGAGCCCCCUAUAUAUCGAUCAAAUAUAAUAUAAUAUAAGGGGACAUGUGUGCUUAAGCGAGAACCAAAAACAAAUGAUAAAAAUGGCAGAACAUUUUUUUUUAGAUUUUUUUACCAUUAACAUUAACGUUACGGAACGAAUGAAAUGGAAAUGGAAAUGGAAUAACUUGUCAAAAGCCUAGGUGUUAAAUGUUGCGUCAAUAAGCGAAAUUUUAUUGUAGCGGGGCCGACGAUGGGCCCCCAAAUUCCGGAACCCAACUAAAACUAAGAACUCCAGAUAAAGAAAACCAUAUAGUCAAGCUUUAAAUGUUGUACACAAAGAGGGGUCGAAGCCACUUAAAACCCAAGUUAACUAAACCAAAACAAAAUAAACAAAACAAAACAAAACAAAACAAAGAGAAUGCCCAAACAGACCCAAGAAUAAAUAAAUGUUAAACUUAACUAAACGAUAAAUGCAUAUUUAUAAAUGUUUAAAACAAGAAUUCUAUAAUACACUAAAGGAAAACUAUAUAUGUAAUUGUGCUAAGGCAGAAUUUAAUGUAUUCCAAGCUACCAAAGCGAAAAAAAGCCAUUAACUACGUGGAACCAAACAAUGUAAACGCAAAGCUAACAACAAAUACGAAACACAAAAUACAAAUACAAAAUACAACUCAUUUCCCUAAAGUACAAAGGAAACGAAAGAAAAGCCUAUUUUUCAGUUAAGCCCUCAAAAACCACACCAUCUAAAAAAGACCAAAAACUGGAAAGUAUUUAACGAAGUGAUUUGGUUUCAAGACAACCUAACGUAUUCAAGCCGAAACCGAACCGAAUCCAAAUAGAUUUAGCAAGUAAAAGAGCAGAAAACUAUGUAUUUCCAACAACCAGACACAAGUAUACCAACAAAGAGAUUCAAAGCAACUAAUAACAAAAAAUCGAAACAAUAAAGACAUUUU
Messenger RNA from Drosophila elegans, 6563 nucleotides. RefSeq names its product inactive dipeptidyl peptidase 10. The record is from RefSeq and is a predicted model, not a curated record. Gene Ontology annotation, biological process: proteolysis. Lineage: Eukaryota; Metazoa; Arthropoda; Insecta; Diptera; Drosophilidae. Gene Ontology annotation, molecular function: dipeptidyl-peptidase activity; serine-type peptidase activity. The transcript is spliced from 9 exons. The coding region runs from base 294 to 3272 and encodes 992 amino acids.